Messenger RNA from Pezoporus flaviventris, 938 nucleotides. Its product is annotated as histone H5. The transcript has a single exon. The record is from RefSeq and is a predicted model, not a curated record. Gene Ontology annotation, biological process: nucleosome assembly; chromosome condensation; negative regulation of DNA recombination. Gene Ontology annotation, cellular component: nucleus; nucleosome. Gene Ontology annotation, molecular function: structural constituent of chromatin; nucleosomal DNA binding; double-stranded DNA binding. Bases 179 to 757 code for a protein of 192 amino acids. NCBI's taxonomy places the organism in Eukaryota, Metazoa, Chordata, Aves, Psittaciformes, Psittacidae.
CGCAGAGGCGGCGGCGGCACCGGCACCGGGAGCGGCACCGGGGUCUGCUGCGGUCCUCACCCACCGCUCCUCCGCCAGCCAAUCCCCGCCCAGGGGCGGGGGCGCCGGCAGGGCGGGACAGGACAGGACGAGCCUUCCCGCCGAGCAGGGCAUCGCCGGGCGUCGCGAAGCGCUGACCAUGUCGGACAGCCCCAUCCCGCUCCCGGCUCCGGCCCCCAAGCCCAAGCGGGCCAGGGCGGCGCGGCGGCCGGCGGCUCAUCCGACCUACUCGGACAUGAUCGCGGCGGCCAUCCGCGCCGAGAAGAGCCGCGGCGGGUCGUCCCGGCAGUCCAUCCAGAAGUACGUGAAGAGCCACUACAAGGUGGGCCACAACGCCGACGCCCAGAUCAGGCUCGCCAUCCGACGCCUCGUCGCCACCGGUGUCCUCAAGCAGACCAAAGGCGUUGGCGCCUCCGGCUCUUUCCGCCUGGCCAAGGGCAACAAGGCGAAGAGGUCCCCGUCUAGGAAGAGGAAGAAGACGGCCAGGAGAUCCACGUCGCCCCGGAAAGCGGCUCGGCGCAGGAGAAGCAAGUCUCCAGCAAAGAAGCCCAAGUCUGCCGCCAAAAGAGCCAGGAAGAAGACGAGGACCAGCCCGAAGAAAGCCAAGAGGCCAAAGACUGUUAGAGCCAAGUCACGGAAGGUGUCCAGGCCCAAGAAGGCAAAGCGGUCAAAACCCAAGGCCAAGUCCAGCGCCCGUAAAUCACCCAAGAAGAAAUAAGAAGCCAAGAGGCGUUUCGGUACUCUCCCUGUUGGUUUCUGUAAAUAGCGUUUGCCUUUAUUUUUACCCAUUUCUAUCGCAUUUUAUAAAGAAUUGAUUCUUGUGUGGAAAUAAUUAAAACAAGGCAGUUAAUGAAAGGAAAAAGGAACACCUUUGGUACGGAGAGUUCCCAUUUGUAAGA